Molecule: messenger RNA, 273 nt
Organism: Adineta steineri
Lineage: Eukaryota; Metazoa; Rotifera; Eurotatoria; Adinetida; Adinetidae
Source: the annotation of a GenBank genome assembly
AUGGCUGGUUUUGGUGCAAAUAUAGCUGAUGCAUUUAUUGACAAUGCAGCUGAUCGAUUUGUAAAUAAUUUUAUUCCUGGCAAUGGUGUUUUUCAAACGGGGGUUGAUCAAUGGCUUAAUAAUGAUAUCAACAGAAAUUUCGGUGGAGGACUUGGAUCAACUUAUGGAUAUGGUUAUGAUAAUGGAUUCGGAGGAGGAGGAGGAGGAGGUUAUGGAGGAGGAUAUGGUGGAGGUGGUUAUGGUGGUGGUGGUUUUGGUGGAGGAUUCUUUUAA